AUGAUGAAAUAAUUUAUAUAUAAAAAAGACUCAACCAGUUAUUUUUUUGUUGAAUUAGCUGACUAUUUAAGGAUUUUUAGAUGAGGAUUAUGAAUAAUAAUAAUAAAUAGCAAUAAUUUUUUGGUAAAUAAAGUCGUUAGAAAUAUAAACUGUUAUAGGAUGGAAAGAUUACAAAGAAGAUUUUAGGAAAGUAUUUCCAUCUGGCAAUAAUUUAUGUCCUGAAUUUCAUGUACAGAUGCCUGGUUUACAUCCACAUUAAUGUGUUUGUAAGUAUUUUUAUUAUUAUUAGCUUAUGAUCCAAUUUGUAUAGGAGUAAAUUAAGUAGAAACUAAAAUUGAUAAUAAUGUUUAUCAUUUAUGUCAUCCCAGGUUAAAAACAGCAAAUAUGAUAUAUGAUGAUAUCAGUGUAAUUUGUGAACCGCUAUACUAAUUGAGAAUUUAACUUUAACUUGAUGGGAAAAUGAUUUAUAAAUGUGAAAAAAUCACGGAUUUAUGCUUAAUAAAAUUAAUAUAUCCUGUUAGUAAUUAUCGCGAUGAAGAAGAUUGUUUAUUUUUGUAGGUUUCCCUAUUAUUGAAAGGAUUGUGGUUAUAUCAGAUCAGGAUAUGAUUAUGGUAGAAGUUACUAAAGUCCACUAAGUAUAAAUUAUUUUGAAUAUAUAGAAUGUUAUAGCGAAUAAUGU
Paramecium sonneborni is the source of this 679-nucleotide messenger RNA. NCBI's taxonomy places the organism in Eukaryota, Ciliophora, Oligohymenophorea, Peniculida, Parameciidae. The record is from the annotation of a GenBank genome assembly.